Peromyscus maniculatus bairdii (prairie deer mouse) is the source of this 4296-nucleotide messenger RNA. Lineage: Eukaryota; Metazoa; Chordata; Mammalia; Rodentia; Cricetidae. The record is from RefSeq and is a predicted model, not a curated record.
AUGUUCCCACUCCAUUUGGCAGCCUUAAGUGGUUUUUCGGACUGCUGCAGGAAACUUCUUUCUUCAGCCAUCACUCCUGGCAUAGCCUUUCAGACGAGCAAUAUAGCACUUCACUGGGGUUGCUUCAAUGGUCAUGAGACAUGUGUGGAACUGCUUUUAGAACAGGAUGUUUUCCAGAAAAUAGAUGGAAAUGCUUUCAGUCCAUUGCAUUGUGCUGUGAUCAAUGACAAUGAAGGUGCUGCUGAGAUGCUUAUUGAUACCUUAGGAGCCAGCAUUGUGAAUGCCACAGAUUCAAAGGGAAGGACUCCUCUCCAUGCCGCUGCCUUCACAGACCACGUAGAGUGUUUACAGCUGCUGCUCAGCCAUAAUGCUCAAGUCAAUUCCGUGGACUCUACUGGAAAAACACCCCUCAUGAUGGCUGCAGAAAAUGGACAAACUAAUACAGUUGAGAUGCUGGUUAGCAGUGCUAGUGCAGAUCUGACUUUACAAGAUAAGAGUAAAAACACCGCCCUUCACUUGGCUUGCGGCAAGGGUCAUGAAACUAGUGCCUUGUUAAUACUGGAAAAGAUAACAGAUAGAAACCUCAUCAAUGCAACCAAUGCAGCCUUGCAAACGCCUCUGCAUGUUGCUGCCCGAAAUGGGCUAACAAUGGUUGUUCAAGAGCUUCUGGGGAAAGGAGCAAGUGUACUUGCCGUGGAUGAAAAUGGCUAUACUCCAGCUUUGGCCUGUGCUCCCAAUAAGGAUGUGGCUGACUGCCUGGCUCUCAUUUUGGCCACCAUGAUGCCUGUCUCCUCAAGUAGCCCAUUGUCAUCCCUGACAUUCAAUGCCAUUAACCGUUAUACCAACACCUCAAAAACAGUUAGCUUUGAAGCCUUGCCUAUCAUGAGGAAUGAACCUAGCUCCUAUUGCAGUUUCAACAACAUUGGUGGGGAACAAGAGUACUUGUACACUGACGUGGAUGAGCUCAACGACUCUGACUCUGAGACCUACUGAAAGGCUGAGCUAAAGGUCUAAAGAAGUUCCGACACUGAAACUUCACACCGGGCUUUUUCGGGAAAAAAAGCACUUUUCUUACUCAUAUACAAAUUCAUUCUGAAGAAAGAUCACGCAGUGAACGAAUAGAAGAAAUGUGAUGACAUUAGGAAGAAGAAUCUUAAAGGCAAGUUUUGCAAAAGGAACUUCUAGAAUCUUAAUAAUGACUUGACCAGUGGAAAACACAUUGAUGUCGAUUGCUUUGUGGGAUUGUUUAAUUGGCUUUGCAGGGCCAGAAACUGGGACGCUGCUCCCUGACCUGCUUAUGCAGGCAACACUGCUCUAAGGGAAGAGAUAAGGACACUAGGUUAAAUUGUACCCAGAAAACUACAGCUAAAUUUAAAUGCAAUAAACGUUUGGUAUAGUAGGCAUUAUGUACACACCAAAUUGCCAAAGGACCAAAUAGCGUACAGAUUUUUUUUUAUCGGAACGCCAUUUUGUGGAAACAGAAGUAGGUGAAAUGAGACGUCAUCUAAAGCGAACUUCAAUACUUCUGAAAAUGAAGCUAAGAUUUGGUUUGGUGUUGAUUUUUGUAAAGAAAACAUCGGAAAGCCUUCCAGUGCUGUAUUAACCCAUGAAAGAAAGCAAGUGUCUUUUUAUGGUUUGUUUGUUGGUUGGUUUUUUGUUUUUUGGUUUUUUGGUUUUUUUUUUUUUCAUAAAAAUUUUAAGAUUCCAGUUUUUAUAAAAUUCAAAACCAGCUGACUAGGUGCAGUGUGAGUGGAAGUACGUGUGACAGAGAUGUAGAUAAGUCAGGGCUGCUACCCACUGUUGAGUGGUUUGGUUUUAAAAUGAACUCUGUUUCUUUAAGGAAUUCCAUAGUGGAAAUGUUUUUGAUGAAAUUAAAAAUCAGAUCAUAUUACCUAUUGUAGCUCAGUGGUCCUGGGGAGUGGGACUGUUUGAGCCUCUGCUUGGGUGACACACCUCCACCUUUGGGUUGGAGGACUUUUGGUGUCAUUUAUUAAUGUUUGAGCUUUGCAAAGCAAGAAUCAAAAUUUUUUUAAAAAUUAAACUUGUUUUGAGAGAUCAUCUAAAGCUGGUUUUAAAUUGCAUAAAAACUAGAAUUUUAAAUUUUUUAUAUAAAAGAAAAAAGACAUCUGCUUUCUCUCAUGGUUUAAUGCAGUAUGAAGGCUUUCAUAUGUUCAUAUGUUUCCUUUCUUUCUUUCUUUUUUUUGAGACAGGGUUUCUCUGUGCACCUCCGCUGUCCUGGAAUUCACUGUGUAGAUCAGGCUGGCCUCAAAAACACAGGGAUCCACCUGCCUCUGCCUCCUGAGUGCUAGCUAAAGGUGUGUACCACCAUGCCCAGAUUCAGGUAUUUUCUUUAUAUAAAUCAACAUCAAAGCAUUUGGCUUCAUUUUCAGAAGUGUUGAAGUUUGGUGUAGAUGAUGAUUCAUGAUAUAAACAGAAUCAGGUCACUUGGAAGGCAUUUCUAUAUUGGGCAGAAUUUAAAAUUCUUCAGGCUUUAGGCUCAAGUCAGAUCUAGAGUAGCAUGUUUGCAGCUUGUACUGUCGGAGAGAGAUUGCCUGCCAAAUUGGAGACUGCCUUUCAGGUAAUAGAGAAGGGGCUGACAUUAGGCUUUUAAACAACACUUCUCUGUGGUUCUGCUUUUAUUGUAACUGUUACUUUCCCAGUAAAAAUGAUUUCACAUGGGGGGGGGGAUCUUAAUAGAGCUGGAUAAAGUUCCAUACAUUGCAACAAAAUGAUACCAAUUCACCUUAUCCUUUUUGUAUUGUGAAACUGGAACUUUAUGACAUUGUAAAUUAUCAGCUGGUUUUUCUGAAUAUAAAGUGUGAAAACACAGAACAGUAUUUUGAUCUAUUUGAUAAUUUUGUGGGUUUUUUGAAGAAUUAAUGAGCAUGUACAUAGAAAUAGUGACUGCUUGAAUACUGUAUUUACUUGCACUCUUUGAGUACAUCAAAAUUCCUGUAUAUUUUAGAGUAUAAUAAAACACAGAUGUGAGUUGUAUUUAAUGAAUAAUGUAUUUGUAUCUGUGCAUAUUACUUAAAAAUCUAUAAAGUUUCUAGGGCAUUGACUACUAGAUUUUAAGCAUUUUUUUCUAAAAUAUUUACAAAAUUAUAAAUAUAAUCUCCAUCUUUUCUUUAUAAUAUAAAGAAGUUGUAAUGAACCCUUCCUAACUAAUAGUGGUAGAAGGGUAAAUAUGCAUUUUAAAGACCGUAGACUACAUUUUCUAUUGUACCUUUUAAAAAAAAGAAAACUCAAGAGGAUUCUAAAAGUAUACCAUAUGUGUGCUUUCUCUUUCCUUUUAGGAAUUCUCUUCUGAAUUCCCUGAGGGAAUUUUCUAGAAUCUCAGAAUUGAAAGAGACCUGAGGUUCAUCCAGUCUAACCUCUUAACCAAUGCAGGCGUCCCUUCUCCAAGGUUGUCUUUCCACCUUGAACACUUGCAGUGACUCUACCUCACAAGCAGUGCAUUCAUUGUUGAGCAGCUCUUUAGGAGGGCUCCUUAACGGAGUUGAAGCCUCCCUCCGGGUAACUUCUGUCCUGGGCCCAGCUCUGUCCUCCAGGAGAGUGUGGGAAGAAUGAAUCUUCCACCCUCUGCCACGUCUUCUCUUUCACAGGCUGUUGACUCCUUUGCUGCAGUGAUUUCCAGAAGGACUCAUUAGACACAUUGUCUCCACAUCUAAUGAAAUCCAAGGUGUAGCUAUAAAGUAACAAACCCAUCGUUUAAUUUAUCCUCCUGUGUAUGUAGAGACCGAAGAUCAUGCCUCACUUUAUGUAAAUGAUGCCAUAACUGAAAACAUUUGGGAGGUAGUUGGUGCUGUUGCCAGCCAACUAGGAAAGCUGUUCCUUUGCUUUGUGGUAGUUUGUCCCUGACUUGAGCAACCCACUUCAUUUGGUGUGCACCCGAAGAGGGAAAUUCUGAAGUACUGUCCAGAAAGUGUUGACCAACACCAGUAUUUGGAAUAAAUACACAUAUAUGAGCAAAGCAAAGGACCCUAAGUUACUUUAUAGUUACAUGCACCUCAUGUGGGAAAAGCACUGGACCUGGUUCUGUGGUGUUUUAUCCUCGCCCAGAAGGGAAAGCCUGUCAGCCUUUAACCUCUGUGUGAAAGGUGAUAUCUGAAAUACAUGUAUUACAGUAAUACCAGCUUUUGCUCAAAAACAACUUUGGGGAAAUAGUGAUGAUAGGUGACCUCGAACAGUGCCAUUUAGUUCAGGAGAUCUCUAAAUGUAGCUGUAAAUUUGGGGUUAAUUUGGCUUCAUACAUUGGAUCUUUUAAAUGAAAUAAAAAUUUUUAAUGCAAAAAAA